GGGAGGGAGAAGGCAGCACUGAUUUGCUAGGGCGUGGGAAAGGAUCAGGUGGUAAUUUGGGGAGGUUGAGGUGCAGUCCAAGGAAGACGGCUCAAGAAAGUGGAGGAUUGGCUCAGGCCUCGGCCUAGGCUGUUGGAUGGCCUCUGUUGGAUGCAGACAGAACGGAGGGAGGAGAAGCAGCUUGAAGCAUCAUUAGAUGCACUGCUGAGUCAAGUGGCUGAUCUGAAGAACUCACUGGGGAGUUUCAUUUACAAGUUGGAGAACGAGUAUGACCGGCUGACCUGGCCAUCUGUCCUGGACAGCUUUGCCUUGCUCUCUGGACAGUUGAACACUCUGAACAAGGUCUUGAAGCAUGAAAAGACACCACUGUUCCGUAACCAGGUCAUCAUCCCUCUGGUGUUGUCCCCAGACCGAGACGAAGAUCUCAUGAGACAGACUGAAGGACGGGUACCUGUUUUCAGCCAUGAGGUGGUCCCUGACCAUCUGAGAACCAAGCCUGACCCUGAGGUAGAAGAGCAAGAGAAGCAGCUGACAACGGAUGCUGCCCGCAUUGGUGCUGAUGCAGCUCAGAAGCAAAUCCAGAGUUUGAAUAAAAUGUGCUCAAACCUUCUGGAGAAAAUCAGCAAAGAGGAACGAGAAGCAGAGAGUGGAGGUCUCCGGCCGAACAAGCAGACCUUUAACCCAGCAGAUACCAAUGCGUUAGUGGCAGCUGUGGCCUUUGGGAAGGGGCUGUCUAACUGGAGGCCUUCGGGCAGCAGUGGUCCUGGCCAGCCAGGCCAGCCAGGAGCUGGGACAAUCCUCGCAGGAACCUCAGGAUUACAGCAGGUGCAGAUGGCAGGAGCUCCAAGUCAGCAGCAGCCAAUGCUCAGUGGGGUGCAGAUGGCCCAAGCAGGUCAACCAGGGAAAAUGCCAAGUGGAAUAAAAACCAACAUCAAGUCGGCUUCCAUGCAUCCCUACCAGCGAUAUGCCGCAAUAGAAGCAGUGCUGAGCACUUGACGUGGGUCAUCUCCUUUAAUCUUCACAACAAUCCUACGCAACAGGUACUGUUGUUCACAUUUUAUGGAGGUUCAGCCACUUCCAGUCAGUGCCUGUAUUACAAUGUAAGAUUUAAAUUCAGGCCUUUGGAGUUAGGUGCGACCCCCAAAGCCUUGUAUACCUAACACAGUAAAUGUUUAUUGACUCAACGGAUACUGCCACCCCAAGGGAAGUAGAAAGGCUUCUGAGUUCUUACUGUCUUCCUCGCUUGACUCUGGGUCCUUCGACCUCUCUUCCCCUUCUCACAUUUCUCAUUCACUCUAAUAUUCCACAAAUGUUGUGGAGGGUCAUAUGAGUCUCACAUUGGGCCAGAUGCUAGAGGUACAGAGAACAGCAAGAACUAAAAUAUGGGUUCUUGCUGAGAAGAACUUAUAGUGAGGGAGGGUGCAGAUAAUUUCAUUGCAGUGAGAUUGUGGAAGUGAAGAAAGGGACUGAUUUAUUGCCUGGGAGAGCUGCUUGUAUCUUGUGUUGAGUUAGAAGACAAGGUUUGGAGGGGUGGGGGGAUAUGAAAGAUGCUGAUGUGCUUGGGGAAACAGUUAAAGCAUAGGAUGUGGCCCAGGAGAAUAGCACUGGCAGAAUGGGAGGCUGAGGGCCAGAUCAGGUAGGCCUUCAUGUACAAUGCUAAGAAGUUUGAGCCUUUUGAAUAGGUGAAUUCUUUUGUCAUUUCCUUUCUUUUCUUUUUCUUUUUUCUUUGCCAUUUCCUUUCAAGCGUAGGUACUAAUGGGCUAGAUCAUAGCUGUACUUUGGCUCUGACCUCUUAACUCUAAGACUAACCUUCCACAUAGCUACAUGCCAUCAUUGACGAAUACAUUGUUUCUCCCAAACCACCACCUCUUCUGAAUUCCACGUGCACAUCAUACAAUCCUGUAUGCAGUUAUUAGCACUGUUCCAAAAGCUGCUGGAAAUACAGAUUUCAUCUCGCAGAAACCUAGUCCUCACCUCUGUUUAGUCUAGUUGGUGAGUGUGUGGAGCAGGGAGGGGAGAGCGUGCAGAGCCAGAUACACAGCUAAGUGUACAGAGAGGGUCCAGCUGUCUUGGGGAAAUCUCCAGUGUCUGUUUCUCCAAUCCCCUCAAUUUCCAAACCUUUUUAGGUCAGGGUGCGCUCUUACCUGGUCUCCCACCAGUACCCUCAUUUCAUUGGCUGCCAGAGCGAAGUGAUUGGACUAGACAGUAAACCCCAUGCAGGGACAGCAUCUGCCUUGUUCACUGAUGUGCCACUAGCACUUAACCCUGUCUUGCACAUGGUAGGUGGUUGAUAAAUAUGUGAUGAAUAUUUAACAAUAUAGGUCUGAUUGUAGCCUACUCAAAACUCUUCAGUUUCUCCUCUGCUUCCAGAAUAAAUCAAAAUGGCCUUCAAGACCCAUUCCAUUUAGCCACAGCUGGCUUCACUUUCCUUUUUUUUUCCUUUUACUACCUUGAAGGCUACUGUAGCCAGAGAUUCACUAACUGUUCCUGCCCUAGGCUACUUGUAUUCUCCCACCUCCAGUCCACACAAUCCUCUCAGCAACUCCUAAUGCUAGGCUCAUCCAAGUUUAUGGGCUGGUAGGGAAGGCUUCCCUGCGCAGCCUCCCCCUGGGGCUGAGAUCUCCCCGCUGCCUCGAGUCCGCUCUCCGCACCCACACAGGCUGCCUGCGGCCCACCCCUCCGGUCCCACCCUCUAGAGAGGGAACUCUCUGAGGAGGGGGCUGACCCUGGAACUUUUCCCA
Molecule: messenger RNA, 2741 nt
Organism: Hippopotamus amphibius kiboko
Lineage: Eukaryota; Metazoa; Chordata; Mammalia; Artiodactyla; Hippopotamidae
Gene: MED8
Product: mediator complex subunit 8
Exons: 8
Coding region: 151-996 (281 amino acids)
Biological process (GO): regulation of transcription by RNA polymerase II
Cellular component (GO): core mediator complex; mediator complex
Molecular function (GO): transcription coregulator activity; RNA polymerase II cis-regulatory region sequence-specific DNA binding
Source: RefSeq, a predicted model, not a curated record